This is a messenger RNA of Insectozyma verbasci, 6669 nucleotides long. The record is from the annotation of a GenBank genome assembly. NCBI's taxonomy places the organism in Eukaryota, Fungi, Ascomycota, Pichiomycetes, Serinales, Debaryomycetaceae.
AUGUUAUUCUUAAAAUUAUACGCAUUUUGGUUACUUCUGUCGCUAGUGAAUGGUUUAACAAUUAGUGAUAAUGUUGUCACUAGAGGCACAAUUGAUAUAAGAGCUGGCGGCAUUCAAAUAAAUAGAGGCAAAUAUUGGUCAAUUAUAAAUAAUGCACUUAGUGUUUUUGCUGGUGAUAUAAAUGUUGAAAAAGGUGGUGGUUUAUAUAUAUCAAGUACUUCACCUAUUAUACCUUUAACUAUUCAAUUAUUAGGUGGUUUAAAUUCAAUUAAAAAUGAAGGUAUUAUAUCAUUUAAUUCUGAUGCCUCAUUAACUUCAUCAAAUUAUAAUUUAAUUGGUUCAUCAUUUACAAAUAAUGGUGAAAUGUAUCUAUCUGCUUCUGGUAUUUUACCAUGUACAAUGUCAAUUUUAUCACCCAAUUGGAUUAAUAAUGGUUUAUUAGUAUUUCGACAAAAUAAAAGAGAUCAAGGUUUUGUUAAUUUAGGAGCACCAUUAGGUAAUAUUAACAACAAUGGUCAAAUAUGUUUACUCAAUCAAGUUUAUCAACAAAAAACUAAAAUUUCAGGUACCGGUUGUAUUACAGCUGAACUUGAUGCUACAAUCUAUAUUGCAAAUUCUGCUUUGUCCGUUUCAAAUGGUCAAACUUUUUAUUUAGCAGAUUCUGAUUCUUCAAUUAUAGCUCAAGCUAUUUCAACUCCUCAAACUUUUAAUGUUCUAGGAUUUGGUAAUGGUAAUAAGAUUGGUCUUACAUUACCUUUGAUUGGUAUUCCACUUAUUAGAAAAGGUUAUACAUAUGAUAAUAGGUCUGGUAUUUUAAAAUUAUACGGUGCAGGUAUUUUAACACAAAGCUUUAAUAUUGGUACAGGCUAUGAUAGUUCAUUAUUUUCAAUUGUUACUGAUUCUGGUGCUGGUUUACCAUCAACUAUAUUAGGAUCCGUCACUUAUCUGGUAUGUUUUAUUUUAAUUUUUUUUUAUUUUUUUUUUUUAGAUCUCAGGGGUAAGUUUUUAUCCGAGAUCAAUUUUUUUUAUUCCAAAAUAUUUUUUUGGAACAUUAAAAAAAAACCUCACGGUUAAAUUAGAACUAAAUAUGAGGAUACUAACCUAAUAAAGGGCCCAGUACCAAAUCCUGGAGUACCUUCUCAAUGUCAAGCUUGCAAAUUGCCACCUGCAAUACCUGGAGCUGAUCCAAUAGAGUAUACAACGACUUUGACUACCACAAUUGAUGGCUCCGCUACUGCUCGUGCUGGUGUAGUAGAAAUUUCAACAGAUAUCCAGGGCUCAUGGUUUACUACUACAAGUUUAUUUAAUCCAACAGAAACAUUAACAACAUUUUAUUCAGGAAAUGUUUUGACAACUGUAACUCAAAAAAACCCAGCGGGUUCGACAGACCUGGUUAUUGUAGAAUAUCCAUAUAACCCAACAAAAACAAUCACUAGUUUCUAUUCUGGCUCAGUUUUAACCACUGUAAGUGAAAAAAAUCCACCAGCAAGCACCGAUUAUGUAUCAAUAUUUUAUCCCUCAAAUUCAAAGAUAACAAAGUCAAGUUUUUACACAGGGAGUAUAGUUAGCACCUCAACACAAUCAGGAGCAUUUGGAGCAACGGACACCGUUAUUAUUAAUUAUCCUGCAAAUCCUACGACUACGAUUUCAAAAUUCUUUAGUGGAUCAUCUUUAACAACGUUGACUCAAAAAAAUUCACCUGGAAAUACAGACACUAUUAUAGUUGAAGUUCCAGCUAACCCAACAACUACUGUCACGUCAUUUUAUACUGGUUCAAGCUUAUCAAUGUCAACUGCAAAGAAUUCAUUUUCAAAAACUGACCUGGUCGUUGUAUAUUAUCCACCGAACCCUACAACUACAGUAUCAACAUUCUACAGUGGAUCUGUGCUUUCCACAUCUACUAAAAAAGGUUCUUUUGGUCAAACGGACUCUGUUUUUGUUCAAUUUCCUCAAAAUCAAAAAACUACAGUUUCAAGUUUUUAUUCAGGAAGUAUACUUAGUACAACUACUCAAAGUGGCUCAAUGGGCGGUGUGGAUACAGUUAUAAUUGAAUAUCCUUCAAAUCCAACUAGUACUUUGACAGCAUACUAUCCAGGCUCAACUUUAACUAUUGAAACGAAAACAGGAAAUUUUGGCUCAUCCGACUCAGUUAUUGUGAAAUAUCCUGUUAAUCCAACUACAACAACGACCAGAUUUUAUACUGGCUCAGUUAUAAGUUCAGAAACUCAAACAGACUCAUUUGGUGGCCUCAAUACCUUACUUUUGAAUUAUCCUUCAAAUCCAACUAGUACUUUGACAGCAUACUAUCCAGGCUCAACUUUAACUACUGAAACGAAAACAGGAAAUUUUGGCUCAUCCGACUCAGUUAUUGUGAAAUAUCCUAUUAAUCCAACUACAACAACGACCAGAUUUUAUACUGGCUCAGUUAUAAGUUCAGAAACUCAAAUAGACUCAUUUGGUGGCCUCAAUACCUUAAUUUUGGAUUAUCCAAGAAAUCCGACAACCACAGUCACUAGUUUAUACUCAGGAACAUCAGUCAGCACAUUCACUCUUUCAGGAACCUAUGGCGCUACCGACAGUGUGAUUAUUCAGUAUCCAUUUAAUUCAAAAACAACAAUCUCAAAAUUUUACUCAGGUUCAAUUUUAUCUACUUCAACACAAACAGGUACAUUUGGAGAUGUGGAUUCCGUUAUUAUUGAUUUUCCAGCUAAUCCUACAACUACUUUGACGUCAUUUUACGAUAAUUCUAUUAUAAAUUCAUAUACUUUUACAAAUGGACCAAGUUCAACAGAUCUUGUGAUUAUAAAUUAUCCUUACAACCCAACAACCACUAUAAUAAGUAUGUGGGAUAAAACAUACGCUUCAACUAGUACAAUUACGGCUCCAAUGGGGAAUGUAGACUCGAUUUUCAUAAAUUUACCACCUAACCCAACUUUAACUUUGACAAUCUUCUGGGAUAAUUCAUUUACAUCAACAAAAACAAUUAAAGAGUCAGCAGGGACUCCAGAUACUGUCAUUAUUGAGUAUCCUCACAAUCAAAUUGUCUCAACGACUGAGUUUUGGGAAUUUCCUUACACUACAACAAUUAUAGAGUCAAAUUCAGCAGGUAUGACAGAUGAAGCUAAAAUUUAUUACCCAUCAAAUUCAGAAACAUCAACUACUGAAUUUUGGGAUGAAACCUACCAAUCUACAUCAACAGAAACUGCGGAUUUUGGUUCGACUGAUGUUAUUCAUGUAUUAGAACCACAUAACCCAACUUCAGAAUUAACUAAAUAUUGGACAGGAAGCUUUAUUACGACAAUUACAAUCAAAAAUGGACCAUUGAAUACAGAUACUGUGGAAGUAUUAUAUCCAUCAAAUAGUGUUUCAUAUAUUACUGAAUUUUGGAAUGAAACCUACCAAUCUACAUCAACAGAAACUGCGGAUUUUGGUUCAACUGAUGUUAUUCAUGUAUUAGAACCACAUAACCCAACUUCAGAACUAACUAAAUAUUGGACAGGAAGCUAUAUCACGACAAGUACAAUCAAAAAUGGACCAUUGAAUACAGAUACUGUGGAAGUAUUAUAUCCAUCAAAUAGUGUUUCAUAUAUUACUGAAUUUUGGAAUGAAACCUACCAAUCUACAUCAACAGAAACUGCGGAUUUUGGUUCAACUGAUGUUAUUCAUGUAUUAGAACCACAUAACCCAACUUCAGAAUUAACUAAAUAUUGGACAGGAAGCUAUAUCACGACAAGCACAAUCAAAAAUGGACCAUUGAAUACAGAUACUGUGGAGAUUUUGUAUCCAUCAAAUAGUGUUUCAUAUAUUACUGAAUUUUGGGAUGAAACCUACCAAUCUACAUCAACAGAAACUGCGGAUUUUGGUUCAACUGAUGUUAUUCAUGUAUUAGAACCACAUAACCCGACUAUAGAGUUAAGUUCACAAAGUAUUGAAGCAUCUUCAUCAUCAACAAAUGACUUCAGUUCACAAAAUAAUGAUUACAGUUCAUCAAUUGCCGCACUUCCAAGUACGGAAAGUUCUAAUCGAGUCAUUUCAUCAUCAACAAAUGACUUCAGUUCACAAAAUUUGGAUUACAGUUCUUCAAUUUCCGCAAUUCCAAGUACGGAGAUCAUUUUAUCAUCAACAAAUGAUAUAAAUUCACAAAGUAGCUUACCAAAUGAAAGUAUUUCAGCUACACAAAGCACUCAAGCAUCUUCAUCAUCAACAAAUGAGUUCAGCUCACAAAGUAGAUUAAUUGUAAAUGCUGGAAGUUUACAAAGUAUUCAAGCAUCAUCAUCAACAAAUGACUUCAGUUCACAAAAUAAUGAUUACAGUUCAUCAAUUGCCGCACUUCCAAGUACGAAAAGUUCAAAUCUAGUCAUUUCAUCAUCAACAAAUGAUAUAAGUUCACAAAGUAGUUUACCAAAUGAAAGUAUUUCAGCUACACAAAGCACUCAAGCAUCUUCAUCAUCAACAAAUGAGUUCAUCUCACAAAGUAGUUCAAUUGUAAAUGUUGGAAGUUUACAAAGUAUUCAAGCAUCAUCAUCAACAAAUGACUUCAGUUCACAAAAUAAUGAUUACAGUUCAUCAAUUGCCGCACUUCCAAGUACGAAAAGUUCAAAUCAAGUCGUUUCAUCAUCAACAAAUGAUAUAAAUUCACAAAAUGAAAGUAUUUUAGUUACACAAAGCACUCAAGCAUCUUCAUCGUCAACAAAUGACUUCAGCUCACAAAGUAGUUCAAUUGUAAAUGUUGGAAGUUUACAAAGUGUUCAAGCAUCAUCAUCAACAAACGACUUCAGUUCACAAAAUAUUGAUUACAGUUCUUCAAUUGCCGCAAUUCCAAGUACGGAGAUCAUUUUAUCAUCAACAAAUGAUAUAAAUUCACAAAGUAGCUUACCAAAUGAAAGUAUUUCAGCUACACAAAGCACUCAAGCAUCUUCAUCAUCAACAAAUGAGUUCAUCUCACAAAGUAGUUCAAUUGUAAAUGUUGGAAGUUUACAAAGUAUUCAAGCAUCAUCAUCAACAAAUGACUUCAGUUCACAAAAUAAUGAUUACAGUUCAUCAAUUACCGCACUUCCAAGUACGAAAAGUUCAAAUCAAGUCAUUUCAUCAUCAACAAAUGAUAUAAAUUCACAAAGUAGCUUACCAAAUGAAAGUAUUUCAGCUACACAAAGCACUCAAGCAUCUUCAUCAUCAACAAAUGAGUUCAAUUCACAAAGUAGUUCAAUUGUAAAUGUUGGAAGUUUACAAAGUAUUCAAGCAUCAUCAUCAACAAAUGACUUCAGCUCACAAAAUAAUGAUUACAGUUCUUCCAUUGCCGCAAUUCCAAGUACGAAAAGUUCAAAUCAAGUUAUAUUUAUUUCAACCUGGACCACAACGGACUUCCAAGGUGCAAUUUCUAUAGAUUCAGGUAUCGUCAGUCGAUCAAAUGAUGUUUAUACAACUUCAACAACAUUCCCACGUGUUUCAAGCGGCAUAAGUAUGUGUAAAAAAGAUGAUCCAUCAUGCAAUUGGCAAAAUUCUGAUCAUUAUUCAUCGUCAUACACUUCAGUACGCUAUCCAUUAUAUAAAAAUUCCUCAGUUUCUCAUAUAGGGUCUUAUCCACAUUCAGUUGAUGCUUCUGCUGGUUUAUCAACGUACUAUCCAAAGACAACCUCGGUGACUCCUGGAGUUAAUCUUUCUCCAAUUUUAUCAAAUGGUCAAGUUUCGAUUUCAUCUACAUCUAUGGCUCCAUCAGCAGAGACAAAUAAUGUUUCAAAUGGUCUAGUUUCCAUCUCAUCUACAUCUAUGGCUCCAUCAGCAGAGACAAAUAAUGUUUCAAAUGAUAAUAAUCAUUCACAUUCUUAUCCAUCUUCAAAUAGUAUUCCAUAUGGAAGUUUAUCAUCCUCACGAUCAAGUUUUUUAAAUGAUAAAUCAAUUUCAACAACAUCAUCUUAUUCAACUUCUUCGAAUUCCAUAGAGAGAAUUGUAAGUGCUUCAGAUAAUUCGGAUUCAAAUUCAUUUUCAGUUGCAAGUAUUAGAACUUAUACUGAUCAGACUACCUUAAUUACAAUUACAUCAUGCAAUAAUGAUAUUUGUCAGGAAACAAUUGCUCCAGGUAUUUUGAGUUUCGUUACAACAACUACAAAUUCAAUUGAAACUAUUUAUACUACCUAUCUUCCAGUAGAAAGUGAAACAAAUAAAGUUAACGGCCUAUCUGGUUCUGCUACUUUAAGUAAUUUUGAAUCAAAAGAGACAACAAAAGCAUUCGGCAAUGACAGCCUUAUUCGAGAAUCUAGCCUAGCUGGUAUCGAAGCAACAAGUGAUAGUAACCAAAAAUUUACAACAUUGACAAAUAACUACAAUAAUCAAUUUACUAAUAUUGCUGUUGAUAACUCAUUUACAAAUUCAAAAACUAUUGAAUCAGUUCCUAAUGCAAGUUUAGAUGCUCCAAAUACAUCAGUUGAUACUGCAAAAGCAAGUGCUUCAGAUUUAUCAAUUAAAUCAGUGACUGGAUUUACCACUGUUGCUAAUUACCCUUCGUCAUCAGAAUUACCUCAGGUAUUUCAAACUACUACUUUUACUUAUUCAAGUGUUUUGGAUAGCCCAUCAACAGCAGCAAUUUCUACAUACGAGGGUUAUGGUAACAAACUAGCUCAAUCGUUUUCAGUUCUAGCAGGACUUUUCAUUUCAUUAUCAUUAUUCUUUUAA